Molecule: messenger RNA, 2524 nt
Organism: Arvicanthis niloticus (Nile rat)
Lineage: Eukaryota; Metazoa; Chordata; Mammalia; Rodentia; Muridae
Source: RefSeq, a predicted model, not a curated record
CCGACCCACGUGUGUUUAGUAAGGAGUAAACUUGGGAGCGGUUACGGCUGCCCUCUGAAAUUGUCGCAUCUGGACAUCGCUGGGCCUCGGUGGCCAGGACAUCGCCAUGCCUAAAGGACUGAAAGGAAAAAUGGUAGGACGGGAAAAAAAAGUCAUCCAUCCAUACAGUAGAAAAGCAGCUCAGAUUACAAGAGAGUCUCACAAACAAGAUAAGAAGGAAAGAUUGAAGACUGAGAGGGCCUUGCGUCUCAACCUUAUUGGUGACAAACUUCAGUGGUUUCACAGUCAACUGGAUACCAAAAAAACAAGAUAUUCAAAGAAAGAUGCCUGUGAAUUAAUUGAAAGAUACUUGGAUCGGUUCAGCAGUGAGCUGGAGCAGAUUGAGUUACACAACAGCAUCAAGGACAGGCAGGGAAGGCGGCACCAUUCCCGCGAGGCCGUCAUCAAGCAGACUAUGGAGCGGGAGCGGCAGCAGUAUGAAGGCUAUGGCUUUGAGAUCCCAGACAUUUUAGACUCUAAUACUCUGCAGAUUUUCCGCACUACACUCAUCUUUUCUAGGGAAUGGGAUUUUGAUCUGAAGAAGUUGCCAAACAUCAAAAUGAGGAGGCUUUGUGCUAAUGAUGCAGUUCCUAAGAAGCGGAAACAGAAAAACAUUUUAGAUAUAGAAAAGGACUUAGGAGAAUUAGAACUAACAGGAGACAUUGGAGACGCUACAGAUGGGAAAGUAGAACCAGCAAGUGAAUCAAGUGACACAGAUGAAGAAAUGACUCCAGUGCCUGCCAGUCCUCACUGAAAUACGUGAGACCCUCCUCACGUCCUGCUCGCUGACUGUGGCACAUAGUCAUUUACGUGGGCUGCUGAGAUGGCUCAGCAGGAGGGGGCUUGCAGCCAAGCCUGACUGCUGAAGUUUGGUUCCAAGGAUCCAUGGGUUAAAGAGAGCAGAUGCUACAAGUUUUCUUCUAAUGUCCACAUGUUCACCAUGGGAAGUGCGCAUAUGCACGCACACAAGUAAAAUUUAUUUUACUAAUUAUCUAUGUAAGAAUUUGCUAUUGAACUCAUUCUCAAAUAAGUAUUUGCAGUUUCAGAAUAGGUUUAUGGUUUUUAUUUAAGAAUUCUCUUUAAAUUGCUUUUAAAAUACAGAGAUUGUAUUCAUCUGCUUUUCAUUAUAGCUAAAUACCCAAUACUGGGAACUUAGCCGAGAGUCUAAAUAAUAACCCAGUGCAGUUCUGCUGAGGCUUCUCUGUCUACAUCACAUCAUGGCCGACAUCGUCGGAAUGGAAACAUAUCGGAGGAGGAUGCAGCAGCAAGAUAGGAAGGAAGGUCCAUAUGUUGCCCUAAAGUCCUCUCAACUGUGAAUAUCAGCACAUGGGAGGGGAGCAGUUUUCUAAUACAGAAACUCGAGCCAGGGUCAGAGUUAAAGCCUAUUGAAAACAGCAGUGAUCUUCAAUGGCUUUUUAACCUGAAUUUUGUAGAAAGGGGAAGUGAAAAAAAAUAGGGAUAAUGAAGAUAGCCUGGUCAGUGAAGUGCUACAGAGUGCCCAACUGAGUUUUUCCCCAACACCCAUAGUAAGUAAGGGGCUGUUGCCGCGUGCCCAUCAUCCCAGUGCUGUGCAAGGGAGGGUGGGGAGAGAAGGUGAACAGUGCUGGCUCAAGAGUCCCUUUGAGCUAACGAGGUGCUCUGCAAACCUGUAGCCACCACCUGCCCUAGAGGCCAGACACCGCCUGAGGAGUUCGCUGACGGCCCUCAAUCUUGGGUGGCAUUUUAACUCUGUGCCAUUGUAUAUUGGAAGUCACUUGGUUUUUGAUUUUACAGAGAAUCACACCUAAAUAUGGCUUCAUUCUUAGAAGAAACUUUGGAUUUUUGAACAGUGUUGGGACUAUUCAGGGUCCAUGGAGACUAUCUAGAGAACCAUGGUGUUUUAACUAAAUUCAGUUUGGGGUGGCCAAAGGCAGGAUGUUGUGAUUUGAAUUUUAAAUGUUCCCCACAGGCUCAUGCUUUGAGCCCUCAGUCUCCACCUUCUGGUAUUGUGCUAAAGGUUGUGGAGCAUUUUUUGAAGUGGGGCCUGCCUGUCCCUAGGGGCAGGUCUUUGAACAUGGUACCUACCCUGGGUCCAGUCAAGUCUGUCACCAGACAAGAAGCCCUUGACAAGUUGCUGCAGGAACUGUGACAAACAGAGGUCCUUCUGAAACAGAGUCAGAAUAUACUUUUCUUUUAGUUUUCCCCCAGUUAAGAAUUUGGAUUAUAACAGCACAGAAGUAAGUAAUACAUCCUUCAGGUAUCAGUUCAGGAAGCACACUUGGGUGAUUCUUUAGUGUAUUCCCAGCAGCAGAUCUUUGUUGGAGAGUACCAGUCAAAAAACUGUUGCCUUGUGCACAUUUCGGAAGUCAUGCAUAUUGAUCUUACUGUUUCCCAACUGAGUUCUUUCCCUAACCUUAAGAUAAUUAUUGUAUUACUUUUUCAAAGUUUGUAACUUCAUCAUUUCUAGCUUGCUGAGUACUCAGCAAGUGGAUCUGUAUAUUAAACA